Messenger RNA from Hemiscyllium ocellatum (epaulette shark), 10163 nucleotides. Its product is annotated as sodium/myo-inositol cotransporter-like. The transcript has 2 exons. Lineage: Eukaryota; Metazoa; Chordata; Chondrichthyes; Orectolobiformes; Hemiscylliidae. Bases 537 to 2657 code for a protein of 706 amino acids. Gene Ontology annotation, molecular function: D-glucose:sodium symporter activity; structural constituent of ribosome; rRNA binding. The record is from RefSeq and is a predicted model, not a curated record. Gene Ontology annotation, cellular component: plasma membrane; ribosome. Gene Ontology annotation, biological process: translation; myo-inositol transport; inositol metabolic process.
AAAAUAGAGAUAUGAUACGUUCGCUAGAUUUGAUGGUAGUAUUGGAUCAUUUAGCCUUUUGAAUGCAAUUACUCCAGCACUUCUGUUAAAGGUGCAUUGCUGUCAAUGGUACUUACAGUGCAGCUGUAAGCUUAGGAUACCUGCACCAUUCAUGUGCUUCACGUGAACCUCAAGUGCAAAUCUUUUGGAAAACCCGUGGUUUCUCCUUUCUGCAUACGAGUGUAACUCUAGGCCUUACUAGACCUGUCAGCAACAGCUAAGAAAUUCAACACCAACAAAUUAAGCUGUGACAGUCUUGAGGAAUGCUACUAAAAAGAGCAUGAGAAAUAGUCAGAAGUGAAGUAAACAAGAUAAAUAGUAUUUGGCAUCCCAGUACCUGACAACUGGAAUCCUACAGUUUCAACCAAGGCAGCAAACCAAAGGACAAAUAUUUAUCACUCCAUACAGUUUUUUUUUCCCUACUUCAUUAGCAAUCUUAACGUGCCUGGUCAUUGGAUAUCUUACUCUGUUAAUUGAAUCGCAAACAUUUUAUAAAAAUGUUUGGCUUUAUGGAACCAGCUGAUCUAGCUGUUGUAGCACUUUAUUUUGUCCUUGUAAUGUGCAUUGGUUUUUUUGCAAUGUGGAAGUCCAACAGAAGUACUGUGAGUGGAUACUUUCUUGCAGGACGCACCAUGACCUGGAUAGCAAUAGGUGCUUCAUUGUUUGUGAGCAAUAUUGGCAGUGAACACUUUAUUGGGUUAGCAGGAUCUGGAGCUGCCAGUGGAUUUGCAGUAGGAGCUUGGGAGUUCAAUGCAGUGUUGCUUUUACAGUUACUAGGUUGGGUUUUCAUCCCUGUCUACAUCAGGUCUGGUGUGUUCACCAUGCCACAAUACCUUUCAAAACGUUACGGUGGUAACAGAAUAAAAGUCUAUUUUGCUUUAUUGUUUUUGACAUUGUAUGUUUUCACAAAGCUUUCUGUUGACCUGUACGCUGGUGCAUUGUUUAUCCGGGCCUCACUCGGCUGGGACCUAUAUCUCUCUAUCAUCAUCUUAAUUGGGUUGACUGCAGUGUUAACUGUUACAGGCGGACUUGUGGCUGUCAUCUACACAGAUGCCCUACAAGCAAUUCUUAUGAUUGGUGGAGCUUUAACAUUGAUGGUUGUUGGAAUGGUCAAGGUGGGAGGUUUUGAGGAGUUGAAACAGAGAUACAUGUUGGCCUCACCAAAUGUUACAACAGUUCUAGCCUCCUUCAACCUAAGUUCUACAAACACUUGCCGCAUUCACCCAAAAGAUGAUGCUCUCAAGAUGUUACGUGAGCCGUCUGAUGAGGAUAUUCCUUGGCCUGGCUUCCUGUUUGGUCAAACGCCAGUCUCAGCUUGGUAUUGGUGUGCUGAUCAAGUCAUUGUACAGCGUGUCUUGGCAGCAAAGAACAUUGCUCAUGCCAAAGGAGCUACCCUAAUGGCUGGUUUUCUGAAACUCUUGCCCAUGUUUAUCAUAGUCGUACCUGGUAUGAUUUCCAGAGUUCUCUUUACUGAUGAGGUUAUUUGCAUUAAUCCGGAGCAUUGUAUGCAAGUAUGUGGUAGCAGAGCAGGUUGCUCAAACAUUGCCUAUCCACGACUUGUAUUGGGAAUCUUGCCCGCAGGCCUUCGUGGCUUAAUGAUGUCAGUCAUGAUAGCAGCAUUAAUGAGUGAUUUGGAUUCUAUAUUCAAUAGUGCCAGCACCAUAUUUACCCUGGAUAUUUACAAACAUCUUCGAAAGGCUGCCAGCUCUCGUGAACUGAUGAUAGUAGGUCGUCUGUUUGUUGUCUUCAUGGUAGCUGUAAGCAUUGCCUGGGUUCCUGUAAUUGUAGAGAUGCAGGGAGGCCAAAUGUAUCUUUACAUUCAAGAGGUUGCAAAUUAUCUCACUCCACCAGUAGCAGCCCUCUUCCUCCUUGGUAUUUUCUGGAAGCGCUGCAAUGAGAAGGGUGCUUUCUAUGGAGGAUUGGUUGGAUCCAUUUUGGGAAUUAUACGCUUGAUUCUUGCUUUUAUUUAUCAAGCACCAGACUGUGACCAAGUUGAUACCAGACCAAGUUUUAUCAGAAAUAUUCACUAUAUGUACGUGUCAACUUUUCUGUUUUGGACCACUGUCAUUACGGCCAUUGUAGUAAGUCUGCUGACCCCUGCUCUUCCCAGGACAUUUACUUCUAGUACCAUGUUCUGGGCAUUAAAAGACUUGGACACUAUAAAAAGCUCUCAAAAAGAAGAAUGUGAUAAAUUAACAGAUCAAACUAUAGCUGAAUGCAAUGGCCAUACCACAAGUGCUCAUAAAAAGGACACCGAUGGAAUCGAAUUAGUUCUUUUAACACCUGAAAGCGAUGAUUCCAAAUCUUUGAAUUCGCCAGUCAUCUCAGAGGGACAAACAGUGAAUGAUCAUUACACAAAUGGACAAACAGUUGUUGUGGACCCAGAAACCAAAGAGGAACCAGAACUGGAAAGAAACAAAUGGUGGAAAUUUUUUGACUGCCUUUGUGGACUAAAAAAUUAUGAUGUGAAGAAUCCAGUAGCAAGAGUUUCUGUAGAAGAUGAAAUGAUUUGCAUACAAAUGCUACAAGAAAGUCGGAAGAUUAAAGUAUUGUUAAAUACUGGACUUCUAUUUGUAUUAUCUUGUGGCAUAUCCAUGUACCUUUAUUUCUCUUUGUAAAAUCAGCCUGAAAAUUUAAGUAAUUUUUUUUUGUUUUUGAAGUAUUUUCUUUUAAAUUUCCUUUUUUUGGCACAGGUAGAUAACUUUAUAAAGAAGUUAUGGUAAAAAGAGUUGGUGAGGGAGGGAGGUUAACUAAAAGUCCAUUUCACUCUGCCAGUCUGAUCUUGUGAUGCAGAACAUAUAUGGUAAAAUUAACCAAAGUGCCUUAUAUUAAGGUGGGGCAAACUACAUUGUAGUUCUGCCUCUGGUGUUUAGCAGCUGCUGUUGGGAAUGUGCAUGUUAGUUUCUGAAGAGGACCAAGAUUAAAUUCACUUAUGAAGUCACUAUAUGGUUCAAUAUACCUCUGUCCACAAUUGAGGCUCACUGGUCUCUUAUGGGUUAUCAGAGUGUGUCUCAUGACCAGUAAACUAUGCUAAGUGUGUGAAUCCGUGGCUGAAAAAUAAAUAUUGUAACCUUUGGAAUUAAGUCUGUGGCCAACUUAAUUUUGGGGUUUACAAUUUGUCACUAAAUAUUUUUUAUGUAGUAGAUGACUUUGUUUCUUUUCUGGCAAUUAUUCUGUGAACGAUAAGCUACAACUGAUUUUAUUAAAAAAAAAUCUAUGAAAUAUUUAUUUUAAAGUUAUUUUUCUGCCCAAAUACAUCACCAAAUGUGUAAAUGGGAGAAGGGAAAUUUUAAUCUGUUGAUCAUAAAAUGCUUAUAAAUGUCUGAGCACUUAAAUAUUUUUGUCCCAAAAGUAGUUGAAUGGACUGAAUUAAUUACUACACUUAAUAUUUUAUAAGAAGUAAGAGCACUUCAAUUUUGCACUCCUAACUAUUUUUCCCUCAUAAUUAUCGCCAUCCUCAAUUCACCUGUUCCCACACUUGCUGCCCAGUAGUUUUUGGUUGAUGGUGACCUCCUUCCAGAUCUCUUCCACAGAGUUAGCUGGGAAAAGGUGUGCAGCAGUGGUCUUGGAAUAGGUUUUUUUUCUUCACAUCUCUAAUCCACCCUGUGGGAGUUGAGUUGUGUUGAACAUCAUCUUGCAUAAUAGGAUCAGGAAUUUACUGGAAUGGGCAGGGAGGUUGAGCCAAUUACUUUGUAUUUAGUGGAUGGAUACCUGUUUUUCCAGUAUAUAAUUGUGCUGUACAUGUUUGUAUAUGUUAAAUCAAUUUGUUAUAAUUUCUGCACUCCGAGAAAUUCAUUGAGAUAUCAUUGAGCAUGUAGGCCAACACAAGGAUCAUAGUCUUAACAUUUUAAUUUAUGAAAAGUUUUGCUAAUGUGUAAUAGUUAUGAUCAGCCUGUUAACCCUCAUAAAGUUAGUCCUGUUUUGGCCUAAAUCAAAUAAGAAGUAUUGUUUCUUUAUUAAGUAAGUGUCUACUUUUGGUUGUAUUCAGUGAUAACUAUAUGCGUUGUGGCAAUUAAAUUCUUUUAGCUUAUGUGGAGCAAGUAGGGUAGGUGUGAUAAUUAAACUGUUAUGUUAACAUAAUUGGCUCUUAACCCCUCCCCCAGCCCCAUUCUAUAUUUGUACUCAUGAAAUUUUUAAAAUUUGUAAAGCAUAAUGAUUGGAUGGAGGGGAAUCAGACACAUACAUGUUCCCAAGUUAAUUUUAGGUGUCAGUAUUCUCUGUACUAACCUGAACUAAUAAGAGGCCUACAUUUUUUUUUGAAAAAUGUUAGCUGCUUCUUUAUCAUUCUAAUAUCCUUGUAGAACUGUUUUUCUCCCACCACACUUUUUGGUUUCCUAUGUUUUUGUGUGCUUAUUUUCUCCUCAGUCAUUUUGCUUUUAAAAUUACAAUUUUAUUCUAAAGUUUGAUUUUUAUAUUCUUUUGAAUGAGCUGUUUAUAUUGCAUCAAAACACAAGUGCAGGUUAUUGUAAGAAAUUCUUUAAAUAAAACAGUCAUGAAGAGUGAACAAUAAUUUGUAUGUAGACAAAUUGAUUUUAUGUCUGUAUGAAAAAAAAUUGUGCCAAGCUCUCUCUCAUGUAGCAUGACAUUCCUCCAUUGAUGUGAGUUAGUGUCUAGUUUCCUAAUUACAUAUUCAAAUUCAAACUACCAACACUUUCAAUUGGGAAAGGAACCCACUGCAAGUGAUCAUCUUGAUCUACUUCGCUUUUCUUUACGUGCUGUUGACCAAUUGCAAAAGUUUAAACAUAUAAAAAGUGCUCGCCCAAGAACUAACUUUUAACUCAGAUGCAGAAUGGUUUAAUAUUUCAAGACAGAUGCUCUUAAUUCCAAAUUUUAACUUGGGAAAUGCUUAAUAAAUGCAGAGACAAAUUCUACAAAUGAAGUAUUUUUCCUUGAGCUUUGUAUGUAAAUUGUUUUUUUUUAUGUGGCCUAUGUAAUUUUUAGGAGAGGAAUGCACAGCUCUGGAACUUGUGUAUAGAGCCUGAUGUGAUUUUGUGACACAUGAACGUCUUGUACAUUUUUACUGUACCUGUAAUACUACAUUUUCAAAGUGAAAAAUCAGUUUAUUUAAACAAGUCACGCUUUUCACUGUCUGUUUAGUAGAAUGGAUAUUGCAUUAGUUGAUACACUUUUAUAGAGCACUGAAACAGACCCUUCAGUCCAAUUCGUCCAUGCCAACCAGAUAUCCCACCCCAAUCUAGUCCCACCUGCCAGCAUCUGGCUCAUAUCCCUUCAAACCCUUUCUAUUCAUAUACCCCAUCCAGAUGUCUUUUACAUGUUGGAAUUGUAUCAGCCUCCACCACCACCUCUGGCAGCCCAUUCCACACACGCACCACCCUCCGCAUGAAAAAGUUGUCCCUUCGGUCUCUUUUUUUUUAAAAAAAAUAUCUUUCCCCUCUUACCCUAAACCUAUGCCCUCUAGUUCUGACUCCCUCACCCUUGUCUAUUUACCCUAUCCAAGCCCCUCAUGAUUUUAUAAACCUCUACAAAGUCACCCCUCAGCCUCCGAUGUUCCAGGGAAAACGGCCUCCGCCUAUUCCACCACACCCUAUAGCUCAAACUCUCCUACCCUGACAACAUCCUUGUAAAUGUUCUCUGUAUCCUUUCAAGUUUUACCACAUUCUUCCAAAAGGAAGGAGACCCUAAUUGUGCGCAAUAUUCCAAAAGUGGCCUAACCAAUGUCCUGUACUCCAUACUCUGACCAAUAAAGGAAAAUGUACCAAAUGCCGCCUUCGCUAUCCUAUCUACCUGUUGACUGUACGUUCAAGGAGCUAUGAACCUGCACUCCAAGGUCUUUGUUCAGCAACACUCCCAGGACCUUACCAUUCAGUGUACAAGUCCUGCUAAGAUUUGCUUUCCCAAAAUGCAGCACCUCGCAUUUAUCUAAAUUAAACUCCAUCUGCCGCUCCUCAGCCCAUUGGCCCAUCUGAUCGAGAUCCCAUUGUAAUCUGAGGUAACCUUCUUCACUGUUCACUACACCUCCAAUUUUGGUGUCAUCUGCAAACUUACUAACUAUAGCUCCGAUGUUCAUAUCCAAAUCAUUUAUAUAAAUGAGGAAAAGUAGUGGACCCAGCACCCAUCCUUGUGGCACUCCACUGGUCACAGGCCUCCAAUCUGAAAAACAACCCUCCACCACUACCCUCUGUCUUCUACUUUCGAGCCAGUUCUGUAUCCAAAUGGCUAGUUCUCCCUGUAUUGCCUGGGAUCUAACUUUACUAACCAAUCCCCCAUGGGGAACCUUGUCGAGCACCUUACUGAAGUCAAAGUGUGGUGCUGGAAAAGCGCAGCAGGCCAGGCAGCAUCUGAGGAGCAGGAGAAUUGAUGUUUCGGGCAUAAGCCCUUCUUCAGGAAUGAGACAUGAUUUCCCAUGCACAAAGCCAUGCUGACUACCCCUAAUCAGUCCUUGGCUUUCCAAAUACAUGUACUCCUGUUUAAGGAUUCCCUCCAACAACUUGUCCACCACUGACAUCAGGCUCCCUGGGCUUGUCCUUAACAUCUUUCUUAAAUAGUGACACCACAUUAGCCAACCUCCGGUCUUCCGGCACCUCACCUGUGACAGUCAAUGAUACAAAUAUCUCAGCAAGGGGCCCAGCAAUCCCUUCCCUAGCUUCCUCCACAGUUCUCGACACUUCCUCCUCUGUAAUAUGGAUAUUUUUCAAGAUGUCACCAUCUAUUUCCCUACAUUCUAUAUCUUCCAUGUCCUUUUCCACAGUAAAUACUGAUGCAAAGUACUCAUUUAGUAUCUCCCCCCACUUACUGCACCUCCACACAAAGGCUGCCUUAAAACCUAUGGAUUCUUCUUAACCCUAUUUGCCAAAGCUAUCUCAUGUCCCCUUUUUGCCCUCCUGAUCUUCCUCUUAAGUAUACUCCUACUGCAUUUAUACACAGCUAACGAUUUAUUCGACCUAUCCUGUCUAUACCUGAUAUGUUUCCUUUUUCUUAACCAAACCCUCAAUUCUCUAGUCAUCCAGCAUUCCCUACACCUACCAGCCUUUCCUUUCACUAUAACUGGAAUGUACUGUCUCUGAACUCUAGUUAUCUUAUUUCUGAAGGCUUCCCAGUUUCCAGCUGUCUCUUUUUUUUCGUUACUGACUGCAAUUUGCAAGCUUAUAAAUUUUGUACCGUGUAACAUUUAUCAAACAGUACUGAGUUUGUAUUCCGCGUCAUAAUUCAUAGUAUGGAUCUAAUUAGAAUGGAUAAAUACAAGAUGAAAUCUAUUUAUUGCUUAUUUUCCUUUCUGUUUUUCCCAUUUGUGUAUCCUUACAUUCUUGUCUAAAUUUUAGACAAACCUGCAGUGUUCUUUUCAUAAGUUAGCUUUCCGUUUUAUUGAAUAAGGACCAGUACUUGAAGUAUUUAUUGGCUGGAAAGUAAUUCUGAAAUGGCUUUAGCCAGUGAAUUGGAGGUAUUGAAUUUGAUAUGUUUGUAGUCAAAGGUUUCAGGUGAAAUUCUGCUACAGGUUUUUACAAACAAAUUUAAGUUGAUGAUCUCUGAGGCAUUGUGAAAGGAAUUACUGUGUAAGUUUUCUUGAAGCAAAUUAUCCUGAUGUCAGAAAAGCUAUAUACAUGUCCUCACUUAAUAAAUUUGAAGUUGCUGUCCUAUUGAAAGAAUGGCAUUUAUAAUAAUAAUAUUGAGAAAUAUCCAAAGGAAAGCAAGGGGCAAGGAGUUGUUCCAACAAACGGUUCUCAGAAAAAAAACAGGACUACUUUUUCAGAAUUCAAAUUGUAAAGGAGAUUAGAAAAUGUAGCAUAAUAAAGUGGUCAGUUGAAAUGCUGGGACUGGACAAAGUUGCAAAUUAUUGUUUUCAGUAAUGAAUAGAUCAUUUGAAAUCUGUCAAUUUUUGAAUCUCUUGGUUCAGCUACUUAAUUGUGCUGCUUUGUGUGAGAAGUUUAAUGUUGAAGUAUUGUGCUAAAACUUUUUUUGGUAUUUUUUAUGGUCAUUGAUCCUGGCGCAACGCAGCGUUUACCUGAGAACAUGUAUGCUUUUGUUAGAGGGAAUGCAGAAAAUGGGGUAUUGAAAAAUUAGCAUUUUAAAUUUAUAAUUCAAUUGUAUAAAUAGAAUAAAACUUUAAAACAAAAGAAGGCUGUAAAUCAGGGACAAUAAGAUAUUUUUGGGAAAGAGUUUAUAAAAAUGCAGAUUUGAAUUGCUUAUUCGUGAGUGCUGAAAGGAUGCAGUGCCCAACUUAUGUUUGGAAUGAGUGAAUCAGCUUUAAAUAGAUCCUGUUUCAUUCCUAAUCAUUUGUGGUGUCUGUUAUUUCAGGUGAUUGAAAGGUAUAGUGACUCAGAUUUUAAUAUUCUAUGUUGCACUUGUGUAGUUGAGUAGAGAUAAUUAAUUUUUAUCCACGAUUUCAAUUUUGCUUUAACAGAUUACCAAAGCUAAUUUAAAAUUUGGAUAAUCUUGUUUAGUUGUGAUCUAUCCAAGCUGAUUAAUCUUCAGUAAUCAGUUUGGAUAGUUCGCAAAUUGUAAAGUGUGUGAUAGCUUGAAGCUAUCCUAAUUGGCAGUACUGCCAUGAUAGAACCAUAAAGCAAGACUUUCAAAAGAUGUUGGAUACAUGGCUCAAGCUUGUAGUGAUAGUGGAUUGUUUCCCAGCUACCCGUACCCAUGUCGCCUCUGUCAAUUUUGGCUUACCAAAUAUAAACUGCAAUUAGAGAAAUAAUUCCAAUUGUAGGCACUCCAUCUUUUUACAUCUUUCUAAACAAAACCACCCAUUUUUUAAGAGUGACAAGAAAACAAACCACCUGUUACACAAGUGACAUGACUUCUUAUCAGAAAUUAUGCAAUUAAAAACUGACAUAACAUCAUUAAUAUUGUAAACCUUACCAGGUCUGCUCCAUUACAUUUGAAAAUUGCAAUAGAAAGUUGAAAACUUGCAUGUUGAAGGUGUAAUAGGAAUUUCUGUAUUAAUUAUUCUUCACAUACUGGAUUUGUAAAAAUUUAUCCUGGCGCAGAUGACCAGUAAGUAUUUCAGGCAACUCUAGAGCAUUGAUGUUCUGAUGAAGAGUCCUGACUUAAAAUGUCGAUUUUCCUGCUCCUCUGAUGCUGUCGGACCUGCUGUGCCUUUUCAGCUACACAUUUUAUCAACUCUAGAACAUUCUCCUGAUUCCUAUUGAAAAUACCAAGUGAAUUCUUCAGACUUUUUUUUUGACAGUUGUUGCUAGCUAUGCUUUGAAACUAUAUUUUGCUGUCACCUGUUUGGCCAUUAAUACCUGUAUAGGAAAUAUAAGGUAGGGAAUUCUCGUUCAAAAUUUGUUCUUCACAGUGAAAUGAAUUUAAAGGUUAUAGACCAGGACCGUUCAAUGUUAAUUUGUAUCACAAUGAUUUGAAAAUUCAAAACUUUGUUUAGUUUAAUCUUGCAAAUUGCUAUAAAACAUUUAAGUGGGGGGUUUUAAGUGCUUUGAUUUGGAAAUUAAGAUGUAUGUCUUUGAUUCAGAAACAUUUAACAUUCAACAUUCAGUCAAAUGUAUACAAAUGAGAAUAUUUGACAAUGAUAGUUAAUGUUAGAGUCUAGAUUAUUGCUCAAUUCAUCUCUAACUUAGAUGGAUUUUUAAAGUUGACGCUGUCUGACAGGAUGUACCAAAUAGAGAUUUUUAUUUUGAAACUAUUCAUUCAGCCUCCAACAUCACGUGAUUCCAGAAUGGUGGGUGAAGCAGCUGGGGCAAGGUUGUUUUAAAAUGUUUGUUAACCCAACCAAUCUACAGCUCCAGCAGGGUUAAACGUUGUAAUUGAAAAGUCUUGCAGGGAAUACAGUCUUCCUUGUCAAGUUCAUCCAGAUUUAUUUGUUGAAGUUUUAUGCAUUUUGUGUAGAAACAGUAAUGCAGGGUUUGUUAUGUCAUUAGGAAGUGGUGGUUUGUUUUAUAAUAAGGGAGUCAUGUGAACAGUGAAGAAGUUUAAAACACCAAGUUAGAUGAAAUGCAGUUUUAUUCUUGUAGGAUAAUUAGAAAGGAAUUCAAUUUGGUUUUAGAUUUUUUUUGUCCACCUGUAAGAAGCCUAUGAUUAUGUAAUUCACAAACUAUAUAAGUCAAUUAGCCUUAACCAAGAAAAAUAUUGUUUUUACCUGUGAUUGUGUAACUUGUACUUUUUAAAAGUAUUUUAUGUACUUAACAAAUAACUAAUAAAAGUUAUAAAAGGAA